This is a messenger RNA of Annulohypoxylon maeteangense, 1524 nucleotides long. RefSeq names its product F-actin capping protein, beta subunit. The record is from RefSeq and is a predicted model, not a curated record. The transcript is spliced from 3 exons. Gene Ontology annotation, biological process: cell morphogenesis; barbed-end actin filament capping; actin cytoskeleton organization. Bases 141 to 959 code for a protein of 272 amino acids. Gene Ontology annotation, molecular function: actin filament binding. NCBI's taxonomy places the organism in Eukaryota, Fungi, Ascomycota, Sordariomycetes, Xylariales, Hypoxylaceae. Gene Ontology annotation, cellular component: actin cortical patch; F-actin capping protein complex; cytoplasm.
UAUCGAAACUAUCCACCAUCUCGUCAACCAAUACACCAAGCUCUCUAUUAGGUUGUAUAAACUGCCUGUGGCACCAUUACAUCUCGGAUACCUCCGACGAAGAUAUAACAGCUACUCUACCUCCUCAGCCAACCCCUACGAUGGCGUCCGUCGACCCCUUCGACUCGGCGCUCGACCUCCUCCGCCGCCUAAACCCAAAACAUACCUCCUCGCACCUGAACUCCCUAAUCACCAUCGCCCCAGACCUAACCGAAGACCUUCUCUCCUCCGUCGACCAACCUCUCUCCAUCCGCCGCUGUCCCCAAACCGGCCGCGACUACCUCCUCUGCGACUACAACCGCGACGGCGACAGCUACCGGUCCCCCUGGAGCAACGAGUUCGACCCCCCGCUCGAUGGCGGCGCCGCCUCCGCCGCUAGUCUGCCCAGCGAGAAGGUCCGCCGCAUGGAGAUUCGCGCGAACGAGGCGUUUGAUGUUUAUCGUGAUUUGUAUUAUGAGGGGGGUGUGAGUAGUGUGUAUUUUUGGAACUUGGAUGAUGGGUUCGCGGGGGUUGUGCUUUUGAAGAAGGAGGCCAAGCCAGGUAGCGCUAGCGAAGGUACAUGGGACUCGAUCCACGUAUUCGAAGCCAUCGACCGAGCUCGCUUUACGCAGUACAAUCUCACAUCUACCGUCAUCCUGUCACUUUCUACGAACUCGAACAGUCUCGGAGACAUGGACCUCUCUGGUAAUAUGACGCGCCAGAUCGAGAUCGAGCUGCCGGCUGAAAGUGAUGAGCAGCAGAUUGCCAACAUCGGGAAGCUCGUCGAAGAUAUGGAGCUCAAGAUGCGGAAUCUGCUGCAGGAGGUCUACUUCGGCAAGGCGAAGGAUGUGGUUGGCGACCUGAGGAGCGUGGGAAGCUUGAGCGAGGGCGCGAAGGAGAAGGAAGCACAUAAGGAACUCAUCGGAAGCAUGACGCGAUGAUAGGUGACAUCGACCCAUUGAGACGACCUUAUGAGAAUGUGAUGAGCCGGGGAAGGUUUGCCGUUCAACCGUGGCAUAUCCCAUGGGAGCAUCAGGGGACGAGGAGUAUCACGGUGAAUGACGGAAAGUUGCACAGCAGGUAGCGACAGAUCGGAAUGAUGGCGAGUCGCAGAGUCUCGGGAAAUAUGUCUGAGACCUUGCAGCUUUUCGUGUACGGUCCAGGGGACAUGGAGAAAAAAGAGAAGAGAGAAAAUCUUAGAUUAGACGCGAGACUUUUUUUUUCGGUCUGGGCAUACACAAUUUUCUACCUCAAACAGUAAACUGUGUUCUCGACGCAAGCAAUCAAGCAAGCAAGAUCCGAAGGCCCCGCGCGCGAGAUCUUAGAUCGUACGAUCGUUUUUCCCGGCUUCAGGACGGCGAUUUCAAUAAUAACUCGCUCGAUAUAGAGCUUAAUCUUUUUUUUUUCUUUCUUAUCCCGUCACUUUUCUGUCACUUUUCCCCUUUUUCUACGUAAGAUCGGAUCGAAUGGGCGGCCAUUUAUAGGGCCGCUUGUACCGUACAUGGC